ACAGCAAGGCAGGGGAAACCCCGAGAGGAAGACAGCUUACAUCGGAUUAGAUUCGCAAUUAAGGCAUAAGAUUGCAUUUUUUUAAAAAAGUAAAGUUGCAUACUACACUGCUACAAGUCUGAAAAGAAAAAGGGCGGAACCUAUUCUAUUCGAGUUUGAGGAAAUAGCUUCAGUUGAUCUGCUCUAGAAAGGUUAGAAAAUGGACAGAUGCACAGACGAGGAUGAAGGGAGAUUUGAUGAAGGUCUUGAUUUGUUAUGCAUAUAAAAAUAACCAGUCCCCAAAUUCUUUCAAUUAAUUAUUUCUUCUGAGCUAUUCUCCUCCUUACACCGCUCCUUUCCAAACAAACCCUCCUGUCCGAUCUUUGCCAAACCUUUUGUUCACCAUCUUUCAGACUGCUGAUUUUCAAGGGUCGCUGUAAAAUGAACAAGGAUGCAAUUUCUUUCACACUGUUGUCGCAGUUGAGUUCGUUUUCGCGAAUCUGCUUCUCCAAACUGAAGUGGGGGCGAUUCUGGAGUGAAUCUUUGACGUGCCCUAAAACAAAAUUAGCUGAUUUUAAAAAGCUUUCUGCGGGAACGUGUUAUAUUUACUUGAGGUAGGGCCGAAGAUGACAGCGAUUUUGAAUUUCUGCAAAAAAAAUAGAAAUCUCCAUCGAAUAACAAGUUUUGAAAGUAUCCCCACAACUCCAUUUAAUUUGCAGACGAGAAAUAAUAUGGGCUGUUUGUUCAACAAACCACCUGUCUCUUGUAGAAAUUGAAUACUGUAGCGACGUCUUGGAUGAGUUUCAGGUUUGGUUUCAUCUGCACGUAUGUAAAUCCCUGGCAUGCUGGUUUGGUGUUGGUGAUGUCUGAAGAGGAGCUACCCGCCUGGCUCUGCACCAAAGGGGACCAGUACCUGGCCAGUGGCUCCCUGUCCGAUGCCGCCGCCUGUUACACCUCCGCUUUCAUCCUGAGCGCCGAGGCAACCGUGCAGCAUGUCAAGUCCUUGGGGGAACCGGGGCUGGGUGACCUGUUGACAGUGUUGGAAAGCUGGUGCGCCAGCCAGAGCUGGGUGCCAAGCCAGGGCGGAGGAGGAGGUGGCACCGGCAGUGAGCUUGCAGUCGAGGCCCCCGUCAGCGCCAGAGUGGCCGCCAUCUUCCUGUCGGCGCUGAGCCCGGGCAACCUGACGGCAUCGGUGCUGAAGAUGGACAUGCUGCUGAGGAGUGGGCGGCACCAGGAGGCAGUGAGCCACUGUAAUGCCCUGCUCAACGCCCACCCGAGCCACUCGCUGGCAUUGCUGCUGACCAGGGCCCUGGCCUGGAUCCUGUCCGAGCGGCACUCGGCCAAUGGCGUGAUGGACUACAUGCAGGCGUUCGGCAAGCGGCGGGAAGAGACCGUGGCAUUCGUCGUCCACCGCCAGAAGAGGGACUUGCCGCAGAUUGUUCGCGCCUUCGCCCGUUACCUCUCGCUGCACGAAGGGAGGCCUCAGCAGCAGCAAGAUGGCCGCGGCGCCGAGCUGCUCGCCGAUUGCCGCCGUUUCCUCGAGCUCGUGGUGCCUCGAGAAGUUGGCGCGCGCCCCUUCGAAAAGCGGCGGUUGGAGGAAAGCGUGGGAAUCCCAGAGCUUGCGCCGCCCAUGACCGUUGACGGGAUGACGCCUGAAGAGGAGAAGGAGGCCCUUACCACCAGGGGCGACCCAGACUGGGAACUGGUUCACGACUUGACGUCGGCCCUCGGCAGCGGAGCCUCACGGCAGCCCCGGGCACCACACGGCGUGCUGGAGCUGGCCAAGCAUUUUGUCGAGGCCCGCUUCUCCGAGUACAGGCAGGCGGUGUGCCACCGCCCCGACCUGCGAUCCGACGGCGGAGCCGAGCUCCUGCGUCCCGCCCUCCGAGCGCUCCGGCUGUUGGCUGGCGUGGAGCCAGAGGCCAGGCGGGAGUGGGAGAUACGGCUGGCCGACUGCAUGCUCCUCUGCGGGGAUGUGCAGGGCGCGCUGCGGCUGUGCCAGCGCCUGAUUGCGGCCGACCCGACCAACUACCACAGCACCCUCCUCGUCCUCCGCGGGUUCUGCCACCUACACACCGGGGACUUGGCGCAGGCCCUCGAGGACUUCCAGUCCACCCUGGGGCACGGCCUGCCGCACCCUAGGAGCUGUGUCAAGGCCAUGUGCGGCCGAGGCCUGGUGCGGAUGUUAUCCGGCAGCCCUUACCUGACGGCCCUGGACUAUAUCACCGCCAGCAGGCUGCGGCUGGACGAAGUGGCCCUCCUCGUGAAGUCCUAUGUGCCCUGGAACCAGCGAGGCCUCCUCUACAAGGUGCUGCAGGAAGAAGCGCAGAAAAUCCUUCAGAAGAAAUCAUCCAGCCCCUUGGGGGCUGCUGCUGCCAUAAGGAAAAAGAGAUGCGGGGAGCAUGGAAGCCAAGGCUACCCUUUCAAAGAAGGAGAUGCAAUGGGUGUUCAUUAUUUGGCUUUAUUGCUGCUUGAGCUAGAGCCAUCCGAUGAGAUUUCCCAAAUUCUGUCUGCAGAUGCUCUCUACCAACUUGGUUCUAUGGAAGAAACUCAGAAGUCUUUGCUGGUUUCUCUUGGCAAGAACCCUCGGCAUUCUUCAAUCUUGGCUCGGCUUGCCCUGCUUCAACUGAAGAAAGGCUUUCUGUAUGACGCCAAUCAGCUAAUAAAGAAAGUCAUUGAGAUCGGUGAUACUUCCUGCCUCCUGCCCAUAAUGGACAUUUUCAAGUCAGAAGAUCGAGACCUAAUGCAGAAACAUUGCCAUUCCAGUGCAAUGUCAAUCCUACAAAAUAAGGAAGGUGACACAUAUGUAAAGGAAGCAGUGGCCUAUCUCUCUCUGGCAAUAAUUUUAUCAGGAGGCACUGAUGAAGCUUCACUCCUCACCAGGGCACGAUGUUAUGCACAUCUUAACCAGAAGAAAACUGCUAUCUUUGAUUUUGGCACAAUUCUAAAGGCAAACCCAAACCAUGUACAAGCACGAUGUGGACGAGCCUUCAUGUAUGUGAUCCUUAAUAAAAAAGAGGAAGCAGUACAGGACAUUGUAUUAGCUCUGCAGAUGGAUCAAAAGUUGGCAAUUGAAGAAAUCUCAUCUCUGAAGCUUGAAGCUCAAAAUCUAAUUAGCUGCUGGCUGCAUGAUCACUGUAUUAGCAUUCUAACCAGGAUGGCACAAGCAAAGGCAAAAGUCUCCAGUGAAGAAUUGGUUAAUCUUCUUGCAAUUGGCCAAUCUCUACUCCAGAUAAAUGGGAGAGGUUCAACCUGGCACAUCCUGUAUAUUGACAUAUUGAUUGCAGAAGAAAUGUAUGAUGAUGCCUUAAAACAUCUGCAGGAGAAGUUUGGACCAGUUCCUAAUGAUGCUGCUGCCUUGGCCAGGUAUGGGCUCAUUCAAAUGAAGAGAGAGAAUGUCCAGCAUGCUGUGCAGAAUCUGAGCAUCCUUGCUGAAAAGGACAACAAAGACUUGCAAUUUCUAUUGCUGUUCCUGGAUAACAAAUCACGUUACCAUAUGGCUCAGGUGGCCUCGCAGGAAGCUGAUAUUUUGACAAAAGGGAAUCAGCUGGAGAAGGCAAUGAGUUACUACACACUGGCUGUCCUUUCAAGUAAAAAUAAACCUAAGUACAUUCGCCAACGUGCAAGGUGUCUGAUCCAAUCAAAGCAAUACGAGAGGGCACUAAAGGACCUACAGGGGAUCAUUAAGAGAAGUACCUCCAGCAAUUCCCUAGAGCUAGUACAAGAUUACUGUUCUGCUGGGUAUGUCCAACUCCUUAUCCGGAAGGAAGAGGAGGCAUGCAACAAUUACAUAAAAGCCCUACAGUUAGAUCAGUCUGUGGCAUUAACCAAUAUCUCCAGUAGGCCAGGACGGCUCAACUUGGCUCAACACUUCCACCAAAAUGCUCGUGAUUACUUCAAGCAGCAACAUUAUGAAAAAGCAUGGAAUUUAACAGAAUACGGAUUAAUAGUUGAUGAAAGCAAUACUGAAUUAAAGAAACUGAGAGCUAGGAUCAAACGAGAGACAUCAGGGUGUGUUGUUCAUUAGUACCGUAUGUCACUGUUAAGAAUUUGCCAAAGUAAUGAUGUGGAAAAUCUACCUGUGAAGAGUGAGGUUCAGAAAAAUAAGUGGUCUAGGGCUGCCAGGAGUAGAGUGACUUGAACAGUAAUGUGGACUGAGGAAAAGAGCAACUACUUAAAGGGACAGUGCCUCUGAAAUAAGAGUCUCAAAUACUGAAAGCACUCAGCAAGUCUAUCAGCAUCUGUGGUGGGAGAAAGGGUUAAUGUUUCAGGUGUUGAUCAUCGGUCAAAACCACAGCCACAGUGUUUUGCUUUCAGAUUAGCGCAUAGAUUUUCCUUUAAACUAUUGCAAUAUUGCUGCUAUGUCUGAAUUGAAUUUCUGCUAGUUAUGGCAAUGGAGGUCCAUGAUAAAAAUUUAAAAUGUUACAACAAUGACAAAAGGCAAACAGUUCAGCUUCAAAAUGUUUUAUAUUUUGGUCAACAAUCAAGUGGUUUAUUUUGAAGUCAAUAAUUCUGUUUGUGCUCUGAAUAGCCCAAGGACAUUUUGAUGUCUCUUCAUGGUCCUGUUGUGUCGUAUGCCUUUUUAGGCUGCUGUUCGCAAAUUGAGAUCCAUUGCUGUUCUCCUUUGUCUCCUUUUUUCUGCAAAGCAAAAGAAUGCUAUAAACACACCGAGUUACUCGAGCCUUUAUAGAGUAGAUGGAAAGCUCUUUUAAAAUUUUUAUUAGGUUUUGUCAUUUUUAAUUAUUUCUGUGUUCAAUGCCAGAUCACUUUAUAAGGAUUUUAUUGGUAUGAUUGAAAUCAGAGAACUCUAUGGAUAUGUAGUCUUUACAGUGAAUACUUGGGAUUACACCAUGACUAUAAGUUAAUGAGUAAUACUUCAUUUGAAUGGAUCUCAUAAGUGUUUUCUUCCUAAGUGAUAACUACCAUUUUGUAAUGUGGAAGACUUAAUAGAAGUCCAACAUAGCCCUGACCAGCCUAUUUUUUCAGGAGGAAGAUAAGAUUGUGUGUAUUACUAUUGUGUAAAUGGAAGUUCAUUUUUUCUUAAAUUAUGUAUUUAAUAUUGGUAUUUAUUUUAUAUUAAAUUAUAAUUUGUAUAGAAUUCAUAGUUGGAUUCUGACAUUCACUGAAACCAACACGCGUAAUUUGACAAGUAUUCAUUUAAUGUCUGACAAUCAAGCUACAGGAAGUUAGUGAUUUGAGAUAAAAUUGAGGAUGGCAUUUAAUUAUGUGUUGAAUGUUUAAAUAUAAAAAUUGAGUUAUCAGAAGCUCCCAAGUUAUUUUGCAUUAUCCUUCCUUGGGUUUCGCUCCUUGCUCCCUUCAAUGCUCAGAACUCUGAGGGUGAACUCCACAGUACCAACUACACUGAAUGAAACGCUGCGCAUAGUCACUCUUGUUGUGCAUGCAAAUGUCCUGGCAUCAACAGGACUUUCUUCCUGACCAAGUCCAGUCUUCACCAAGAUUUACACCUCCAUGUACUUUCCAGAGGGGUCACCGGCAAUCAAUUAGUUAUCCAACUGACUAUCUAUAGCAUGGAGAAUUUCUGAGUACCUUAACUUGAAACAUUUAUCUCCAAUUUGUUUCCAGAUCUUGAGAUCCAAAUAAAUACGAUUGAAUCCAUGUUGAGAAUGUGUGCAGUAAAUGGUGAGCAGAAGUAAAGAUCUUCAUGGACCUAAUAGUUUUGUUUAGAUUGGCAUUUCCUACAACUAUCUCCAGCGAGUUUCACAAAGGGUUUUGGGAGUACAGCUUUUAUCCAAAAACUGCUGAUUUACUUUUCCACCAAGCUGUUCACUAAAUGCUGGCCAGAAGUUUACUCUGUAACUUCAAAACCCAAGGAAAAAUGGGUGUCUGUUGCUCUGGAACAAGGCUAGUUGGGUUGAUUGCUUUCCUAAAUCCCACUGGUAGUGGGAAACUUUGGAAAUUCCUUUGGCUGUUAGCAAUGUAAAUGUAAAUAACUUGCUUUGUGGCAUGAUAGAUUUACUUUUGUUUCCUUACAGUCAGCCUAGAAUUUAAAUAUAUACAGCCUAUUGUUAUCACUUUACUUUAAACCCAGCUUCUUCAGCAUCCUUAUCAGCCUUUCAAAUACCUCCCUAUAUAAACUUCUAACUUGCCUGCUACUCAAUCUCACCUGGUGAUUUGGAGUUGCUUAAUAUAAGCCGCUAACCAGUUGUAGGCAAUUUUCAAAUGAUUUGAGUUUAAGAAGCAGCAAUUUAGAUAUGAUACUCUAGUUGAUUAUACUGAAAAGUAUACAACUACAGUAGUUGAGAAUAGUUUACAGAUACCAGAUGAAAAACCGGCUGUUGGCACAGGCUAUGAAAUAUUAGGGUACUCUUCCCUGGGUUGUCUUCCUCUUCUGGUCCAUCUACCAUCUAGAGAAAAUAGAUCCCUGACAUAGUGCCUACAAGGGAAACCUGAUCAGAACCCCUUCUGUACUUUCCACCCUCAUUACAUUCCUUAGUUUUCUCAGUUUCAAUAUUGAACUCUCCCCAAAAGGUAUUUCACACUUAAAAUUUAAUAACCUUCUCAGAAUCUAAAUUCAUGGUUUUUCAUUUAGUCAACUUGCCAGAGUUCUCUGUUGCUGAGUCUGCUGCUUUCUCUUGAAUUCUCAAUUGCUUUGUUGUUGUCUUGAGUAUAGGAGUUGGGAGGUCAGUACAGCAUGUCAGUUAGGCCAUUUUUUGAAUUUUGUGGUCAAUUCUGGUCCCCCAGUUAUAGGAUGGAUGUUGUGAAACAUGAAAGAGUUCAGAAAAGAUUUACAAGGACGUUGCCAGGGUUGGAGGAUUUGAAGAAUAGGGAGAGGAUGAAGAGACUGGGGCUGUUUUCCCUGAAGCAUUGGAGGCUGAGAGUUAACCUUGUAGAGCUUAUAAAGUCAUCGGGGCAAGGAUAGAGUGAACAGCCAAGAUCUUUUCCCCAGGGUAAGGGAGUUCAAAACUAAAGAGCGUAGGUUUAAAGUG
Molecule: messenger RNA, 6926 nt
Organism: Chiloscyllium plagiosum (whitespotted bambooshark)
Lineage: Eukaryota; Metazoa; Chordata; Chondrichthyes; Orectolobiformes; Hemiscylliidae
Source: RefSeq, a predicted model, not a curated record